AUGACAGAGGAAGUGUUCUUGGCGCGGGACCAGGCCCAUGGCCUCCUCAUCCGGCCUAAGCGUGCAACCGGCUGGUUCGAGGAGCUCAAAAGGGGGGACCUGGAGCGAGAAUGCCUUGAAGAGAAGUGUUCCAAAGAGGAGGCGGAAGUGUUUGAGCACGAACAGGCUACGGAGGAGUUCUGGGAAUACCAAGUUCAAGACAGCUGCCAAUCUGACCCCUGCCAGAACAAAGGAAGCUGCUCUAGCAUAUCAGCAUCUUCUUACACCUGCCUGUGCCUGCCAGGCUUCAGUGGACGGAACUGCGAGCUAGCAUUCAAGGCCAUUCCUGACUCCUGCUUGCAUGAGAACGGGGGCUGGGCAUUCUGCGAGGAGGAGGGGGGCCGACGCAACUGUUCAUGUGCGGACGGCUACUUCCUGGGGACUGAUGGACAGCGUUGCCUGACACAAGAAACAAUGGCCUGUGGGAAGGUUCCUGUCCUGCACAGCAGCGCCUCGGAGAAGGGAGACGUCCCGUUGGACCCCCGUUCACGCAUCGUGGGKGGAACAGAGUGCCCUAAGGGUCACUGCCCCUGGCAGGUGUUGUUAGUGAGAAAUGGGAAGGGCUUUUGUGGAGGAGUCAUCUACAAACCCACCUGGAUCCUCACUGCCUCUCACUGCUUGGAGAAUAUCAAGGCCCAGCACCUGAAGGUGGUGGCAGGUGAACACGACACAGAGAAAGACGAGGGUACGGAACAGACCAUAGAUGUGGCAGAGAUCAUCAUGCACAACAGYUACGUGUCAGACACGGCGGACAGCGACAUCGCYCUGCUACGUCUGAAGACUGCCAUCACUAUGACGCCUUUCGCCGUGCCCGUCUGCCUGCCCACCCGCUCGAUGGCGGAGCGUGAGCUCUGGGCCAUCAACCUCCACACGGUGAGUGGCUGGGGCCGGCGCAGCGAGAACGGCCCUACGUCACGUGUCCUCCGGCGGCUGGAGGUGCCACGUAUACGUACCCAGGACUGCGUUGAGAUGAGCGGUGUCACGCUAACGGMUAACAUGUUCUGCGCCGGCUACAUCKWGGGCAAGCAGGACUCCUGUAAGGGGGACAGCGGCGGACCACUGGUCACCCGCUACAGAGACACCACAUUCCUUUUGGGUAUCGUCAGCUGGGGAAAGGGAUGCGCCCGGCCGGGGAACUACGGGAUUUACACCCGCGUGUCCAACUACCUGGACUGGAUCCACAACUACACGGCAGAGCAGCCGACAGCGCAGCCGACAACGCAGCCGCAGAACACCACGGCCACACUGCAAAACACCACGGCCAAUCCAAAUGCAGUCUUAUAAGUGUCACAGAACAGGGCAGUGCUGAGCCCAGUACCUUA
Molecule: messenger RNA, 1361 nt
Organism: Salvelinus sp. IW2-2015
Lineage: Eukaryota; Metazoa; Chordata; Actinopteri; Salmoniformes; Salmonidae
Product: coagulation factor VII-like
Biological process (GO): proteolysis
Molecular function (GO): serine-type endopeptidase activity
Source: RefSeq, a predicted model, not a curated record